Molecule: messenger RNA, 948 nt
Organism: Colletotrichum spaethianum
Lineage: Eukaryota; Fungi; Ascomycota; Sordariomycetes; Glomerellales; Glomerellaceae
Product: NmrA-like family domain-containing protein 1
Exons: 4
Coding region: 1-948 (315 amino acids)
Source: RefSeq, a predicted model, not a curated record
AUGUCCAAAAAGAUCAUCACUGUAGUCGGCUUAACAGGGGCCCAGGGUGGUUCUGUCGCUGAUGUCUUUCUUGAAGAGGGAGGUUGGCACGUCCGCGGCCUCACUCGUGAUCCAAGUAAGCCAUCAAGCCAAGCCUGGGCCGCCAAGGGUGUUGAGCUCGUCAAGGCCGAUGUCAAUGACGUUUCCACGUUGAUAUCCGCUUUCGCUCAGUCAACAGUCAUCUUUGGCGUCACAGACUUCUGGGGAGCUGCCAUGGAUCCCAAGUGCCAAGCGCUCGCAGCGUCUACUGGCCGACCUUUCAACGAGAUCGCCUACGAUAUGGAGGUGCAACAAGCGAAAAACAUCAUAGAUGCUGCCAAUGCUACCCUCGAAACCUUGGUUCGCUUCGUCUUCUCAACCCUCUCAGCGACUAAGAAGUGGAGCAAGGGCAAAUAUACUCACAACUUCCACUUUGACUCCAAGUGGGAGGGUGUAGAAUAUCUGAAGGCCACUUAUCCAGCCCUUGAUAAAAAGACUUCGUAUCUGCAGGUCGGACUCUAUAUGAACAAUUGGAAGAAGGGUUUGUUAAUGGCAGUGCCGAGAAAGCAACCCGACGGUACCUUUGUGUUUAAUCUCCCUGCGAGCGGCGAUGCCCUCAUCCCUAUGGUUGAAGCACGUCACUUUGUCAAGGCUCUCGUAGAAGUCGAGCCGGGCAAGAAUCUCCUCGGCUAUGGUAGCCUCAUAAGUUGGAACAAGUUUGCAGAACUCUGGGGGCAGUUCCACGGAGUGACAUGUCGCUUCGAGCGCGUCGACCGUAAGGUCAUGGAAGAAGCUAUUCCAGGAGUCUUCGGCGAAGAGCUUGCCGACAUGCAUGAGUACAUGAGCGAAUUCGGAUACGACGGCUCUGAUCCAAGCGUUAUUCACCCCCAAGAUGUAAGUGUCCUGCUGCUCAAUUCUAUAAAAUGUUAG